Messenger RNA from Drepanopeziza brunnea f. sp. 'multigermtubi' MB_m1, 912 nucleotides. RefSeq lists its product as uncharacterized. The record is from RefSeq and is a predicted model, not a curated record. Lineage: Eukaryota; Fungi; Ascomycota; Leotiomycetes; Helotiales; Drepanopezizaceae.
AUGUCAGAGGACAAAGUCACAUAUGUCACUUACAAUGCCGGGAUCGAUGGGAAACACCUCCAUCUGGGAAACCUAGUUCACGACUACCAGAAUCCAAGCUUCUACGAGCCAUAUGUCGAGAAAGCGUACACCGACAUCAAGGACUCCCCUCCUGCUUGGGCCGAGCGAACCUCUCUGGGAAACUACGCGUUGACGCUCGGCAAAGGCAGCGAACAAGGCCACGCUGCUCCGCAAUCAGCCUCCCACGCUGCAGCCCAGCGAUACCGCGUCGCAGCAUCGGAGAAGACGACGAGAAUCGAGAUCAAAGAUCCCGAGGACUUCUUCCGAGAAGUCACACUCUCAUCUCCAUCCGCCAGGAGGUGGCUCUCUUCCCACCUGUCUGCCGCCGAGACCCUAGCCCAGUGGGAGAAGCCCUCCGCGCGACGACCCGCAAUCUGGAUGCUGACGGGUCUGAUCCUCAUGCAACACGCGACCUGGACCUCUCUCUCCAGCAGCAGCAGCAGCAGCAGCAACGACGCCGGGUUCGUCACGGGCAAGCAAGCACCGUUCCACCCCGCCGGCGUCUCGAGUCUUCGCCGCCUGUCCCUGAGCGAGAACGUCAAGCCCACGUUCGGGUUCCGGGGCGAGGGCAGGGAAGGGACGCACGUGGAGGGCGCAACGAUACACGAGACGGGCAAGUAUCCCGGCACGAGGGGCUGGGCUGCGCAGUGGCAGCGGCUGGAGUUCCUGGUGGGCGGGCCGGAGAGGUGGAAGGCGGGUGUGAAGGAGCUUGUUCGCUUGAAGGAUGGAGUAGCGAUGGUCAGGAUCGAUGAGGACGCUUAUGCAGGGAUAGGAGGCGGCCCGGAGAGAGAGCUUGAGGAAGUGGACUUCGACGAGGCCUACUGGGAUGCUUUUGUCGAUGCCAUUGAUUAG